This is a messenger RNA of Gekko japonicus, 810 nucleotides long. RefSeq names its product meprin A subunit alpha-like. Lineage: Eukaryota; Metazoa; Chordata; Lepidosauria; Squamata; Gekkonidae. Gene Ontology annotation, biological process: proteolysis. The annotation marks the transcript as partial. The record is from RefSeq and is a predicted model, not a curated record. Gene Ontology annotation, molecular function: metalloendopeptidase activity; zinc ion binding. The transcript is spliced from 7 exons.
GGCACACGCUCAAUCUGAUCUUUGUGGUGGGGGUUACAGUGGACUGGAUUACGGCCACGGCCAUUCCAUGGUCAGACCACCAUGUUCUGAAGGCCCGCGUGAACAUGCCACCUGAGGACAUUGCAUAUGCCUUAGAUGAAGGACAGCCAAGGCGUGGGAUCCCGGAAAUCAAUGCAGCUACAGGGAGGAAGUUCUUCCAAGGGGACAUUAUCUUGCCGCCACAGAAAAAUGCGCUAAGGAACGCCUCCUACAGGUGGAAUCUUCCAAUUCCUUACAUAAUGGGUAGCACCUUGGAUCUGAAUACUAAAGGCGUCAUCUUGCAGGCAUUUGAAAUGUUUCGACUGAAGUCUUGUAUUGACUUCAAACCUUACGAGGGAGAAAAGUCGUAUCUCCAGUUUGAGAAGCUGGAUGGAUGUUGGUCCUUCGUAGGUGAUUUUAAGACUGGCCAGAAUGUUUCUAUUGGACCGCGUUGUGAAUAUAAAGAUACUGUGGAGCAUGAAGUACUGCACGCGCUGGGAUUUUAUCAUGAGCAGUCACGGAGUGACCGAGAUGAUUAUGUUAACAUUUGGUGGAAUGAAGUUAUAGAAGGUCAGACGCACAACUUCAACAAAUAUGACGACACGUUCAUUACUGACCUGAACACCCCCUACGAUUAUGAAUCUGUCAUGCAUUACGGACCUUACUCGUUCAAUAAAAACAGUAGCAUCCCCACUAUUACAGCGAAAAUCCCAGCGUUCAAUGACAUUAUUGGGCAAAGCCAAGAUAUGAGCAGGAUUGACCUCCAAAGGCUGAAUCAAAUGUACAGUUGUG